CAACUGGCUUUGGCAUUUUUUGAGCAUCAGCUGUAUGGGCGCAGCUCUUGCCUAGCGCUAAGAAGAAGCAGCAGCAGCAACGUGUCGGCUGCGCUGCCUGCAGUCAACGUCGACAGCGCUGCGCUAACUUUAGAGAGCGCAUUUUGUUACUUGCUCACGCGCAAGCGCUAGCGACGCUAGGCAGCGACUCUGCUGUGUAGACUCUGCCGCUCUCUCUCUCUACUCUACUCUACACUUUGUAGCUACGUCACGCAGCGUUAGUGUCAGCAGCAGCAUCAGCAGCGGCGGCCAACGCUGCCAGCAAACAGAAAGGUAAACAAAAACCUGUGCGCGUGUUUUGCCAUUUGCCUGGUAUCAAUAAAAGACCGGCCGCUCUACCGACCCUUUGCUAACGAACUGACGGCGCACGUGACGUCAUCAUGAGCCGCUCAGGGCCACGUCGCCUGGCGUUGGCAUUGAACAUUUGGCGGCAAUGCAAGCUGCUCUGCCUGCUGCUGGCCUUUCUGCUCUUCUUCUGCGAAACGGUGCAGGCCAAUCCGGAUGCGAAGCGUCUGUACGAUGAUCUGCUGAGCAACUACAACAGACUCAUACGCCCCGUUAGCAACAAUACGGACACGGUGCUGGUCAAGCUGGGACUGCGACUGUCGCAGCUUAUCGAUUUGAAUCUCAAAGAUCAAAUUCUAACAACGAAUGUGUGGCUGGAGCACGAAUGGCAGGAUCAUAAAUUCAAAUGGGAUCCCUCAGAGUACGGCGGCGUGACCGAGCUCUAUGUGCCCAGCGAGCAUAUCUGGCUGCCCGACAUUGUGCUCUACAAUAACGCUGACGGCGAAUAUGUGGUCACUACCAUGACAAAGGCUAUACUACAUUAUACGGGCAAGGUGGUCUGGACUCCGCCGGCCAUUUUCAAAUCGUCCUGCGAGAUUGAUGUGCGCUACUUUCCCUUUGAUCAGCAGACAUGCUUCAUGAAGUUUGGCUCCUGGACUUACGAUGGCGAUCAGAUCGAUUUAAAACACAUCAACCAGAAGAAUGAUAAGGACAAUAAAGUGGAGAUUGGCAUUGAUUUGCGCGAGUAUUAUCCGAGUGUUGAGUGGGAUAUAUUGGGCGUGCCGGCGGAGCGACAUGAAAAGUAUUAUCCUUGCUGUGCGGAGCCGUAUCCUGAUAUAUUUUUCAACAUCACGCUGAGACGUAAGACUUUAUUCUAUACGGUUAACCUCAUCAUUCCCUGCGUGGGCAUCUCGUAUCUCUCCGUGCUGGUUUUCUAUCUGCCCGCGGACUCGGGUGAGAAGAUUGCCCUUUGCAUUAGCAUUCUGCUGUCGCAGACGAUGUUCUUUUUGCUCAUAUCGGAAAUUAUACCAUCGACGUCGCUGGCGCUGCCGCUGCUGGGCAAAUAUCUGCUCUUUACUAUGCUGCUCGUCGGGCUGAGCGUCGUCAUUACCAUCAUCAUACUCAAUAUACAUUACCGCAAGCCGAGCACGCACAAGAUGCGGCCCUGGAUACGCGCGUUCUUCAUCAAGCGGCUGCCCAAACUGCUGCUAAUGCGUGUGCCCAAGGAUUUGCUGCGUGAUCUGGCCGCCAAUAAGAUUAACUACGGCCUCAAGUUCAGCAAGACCAAGUUCGGGCAAGCGCUAAUGGAUGAGAUGCAAAUGAAUUCCGGUGGCUCCAGUCCAGACUCCAUACGGCGCAUGCAAGGACGCGUUGGCGUCGGCGUCGGUGGCUGCAAUGGCAUGCACAUGACAACGGCAACUAACAGAUUCAGCGGCUUGGUGGGCGCUUUGGGCGGCGGCCUGAGCACAUUGAGCGGCUAUAAUGGGCUGCCAUCGGUGCUGUCCGGCCUGGAUGACUCCAUGAGCGACGUGGCGGCACGCAAAAAGUAUCCGUUUGAGCUGGAGAAGGCCAUACACAACGUCAUGUUCAUACAGCAUCAUAUGCAGCGUCAGGAUGAGUUCAAUGCGGAGGACCAGGACUGGGGCUUUGUGGCCAUGGUAAUGGAUCGACUGUUCCUCUGGCUAUUUAUGAUUGCCUCGCUGGUGGGCACAUUUGUCAUUCUGGGCGAGGCACCUUCGCUCUACGACGACACCAAGGCCAUCGAUGUGCAGCUCUCGGACGUGGCCAAGCAAAUCUACAAUCUAACCGAGAAGAAGAAUUAAAUUCAAAGCAACGUUAACACUAAAAGAAAAUAAAAAUAUGCUAUGGUUCUAUUUAGUUUAAAUGUA
This is a messenger RNA of Drosophila busckii, 2213 nucleotides long. RefSeq names its product acetylcholine receptor subunit alpha-like 2 (gene nAChRalpha2). Gene Ontology annotation, molecular function: transmembrane signaling receptor activity; acetylcholine-gated monoatomic cation-selective channel activity. The coding region runs from base 420 to 2147 and encodes 575 amino acids. Lineage: Eukaryota; Metazoa; Arthropoda; Insecta; Diptera; Drosophilidae. Gene Ontology annotation, cellular component: synapse; neuron projection; postsynaptic membrane. The record is from RefSeq and is a predicted model, not a curated record. Gene Ontology annotation, biological process: regulation of membrane potential; chemical synaptic transmission; nervous system process. The transcript has 7 exons.